Messenger RNA from Emiliania huxleyi CCMP1516, 594 nucleotides. RefSeq lists its product as hypothetical. Gene Ontology annotation, molecular function: ubiquitin-protein transferase activity. Bases 1 to 594 code for a protein of 197 amino acids. The record is from RefSeq and is a predicted model, not a curated record. Gene Ontology annotation, biological process: protein ubiquitination. The transcript has a single exon. NCBI's taxonomy places the organism in Eukaryota, Haptophyta, Isochrysidales, Noelaerhabdaceae.
AUGGGCACGCUGCCGGUCUACGCCUACUCGCUGGCGGACGCACUCAGCGCCAUCAACUACCACCCCCCCAACGAGGCUGCAAGGCUCUUCAAGGAGCGCUUCCCGCCUAGCCCAACCCAUCCCCGCGCAUUUGGCAGGGCCUCAGUGGAUGCGCGGCGCCCACCACUAGCGGGUGAGACCCCACCUCGCCAACAGGCCGCUAUCGAGGACGCCGCCGCUGAGUUUGUAUGCCCGAUUACGUUGGAGCUGCCGAUUGAGCCGGUGACGGCAGAAGAUGGCGCAAUAUACGAGCGCGACGCCAUCGAGAAAUAUUUUCUAAUGCGCACCUCACAGGGCCUCGCACUGCGGUCGCCGCUUACUAACAAGCCGAUGGGUCAAGGCUUGCUUCCAGCGAUCCAAGUGCGCAAUGCCGUCGAGCGCCUGGUGCGCAGCGGGGCGGUGGGGGGGGAGAAGGCGGAGCGGUGGUUAGGUCGUCUCAAGGAGGAGGCGGUCCGGGAGCAGGAGACGCACAAGGCUAAGGCUGGCGAUGUGCGCGCAAUGCUGACGCUCUUUUCCCAUUUCAAGGCGACGGCGAGCUCCAUCGGAGUCUGCUAA